Molecule: messenger RNA, 1344 nt
Organism: Sinocyclocheilus grahami
Lineage: Eukaryota; Metazoa; Chordata; Actinopteri; Cypriniformes; Cyprinidae
Product: junction plakoglobin-like
Exons: 8
Coding region: 186-1322 (378 amino acids)
Biological process (GO): cell adhesion
Molecular function (GO): cadherin binding
Source: RefSeq, a predicted model, not a curated record
UUUGCCCUCUCCCCAACGCACAUUGUUCACCCUCAUCUGAAUGCGAGAGAAGGUGUAGCACUCCCAGGAACUCUGUGCGGUGGGAAAACUCAAAGACUUUUGGAUCGCUGUCAGCAGCAGUGUUUGGAGGCAAGCAUUUUGAGGUUUUACUUUUGGACUGUUUGGUUUGAGUCCAGGAGGCCAAAAUGGAAAUACACUUGGCAGAGGCCCCAGGCGCGGUGAAGGUCACAGAAUGGCAACAGUCGUAUUACGGGACAGAUUCAGGCAUCCAGUCAGGAGCCACUACAGUUCGCUCAGAUAAAGAUGGAACAGAGUACAGCACCAAGAAGUUCAGCUACUCCACCACAUUCUCAGAGAACCCUGCAGACGUGGAGUCUCAGUAUAAUAUGACUCGUGCCCAGCGUGUGAGGGCGGCCAUGUUUCCUGAGACAGUGAUGGAGGGAACGGCCAUCCUUUCCACACAGAUGGAUCCGUCCCAGCAGACCAAUGUACAGAAGCUGGCCGAACCGUCUCAGCAGCUCAAAGCCGCCAUCAUUCAUCUCAUCAACUACCAGGACGAUGCCGAACUCGCCACACGCGCCAUUCCAGAGCUCACCAAACUCCUCAACGACGAAGACCAGGUCGUGGUGAAUAAGGCAGCUAUGAUCGUGAACCAGCUGACCUGCAAGGAGGCGUCCCGUCGGGCUCUGAUGCAGUCCCCGCAGAUGGUGGCCGCUGUUGUGAGAGCCAUGCAGAACACGUCCAACAUGGAGACGACCCGCGCCACAGCCAGCAUCCUGCACAACCUUUCGCACCAGCGCGAGGGGCUGCUCGCCAUCUUUAAAUCAGGAGGCAUUCCAGCUCUGGUGCGCUUGCUGAGUUCUCCAAUGGAUUCAGUUCUUUUCUAUGCCAUCACCACCCUGCACAACCUGCUUCUGCAUCAGGAGGGAGCCAAGAUGGCGGUGCGUCUGGCUGAUGGUCUGCAGAGGAUGGUUCCCCUGCUGAAGAAAACCAACCCCAAGUUCCUGGCCAUCACCACAGACUGCCUACAGCUGCUUUCCUAUGGCAACCAGGAGAGCAAGCUGAUUAUCCUGGCUAACGGUGGCCAUGAGGGUCUAGUGAGUAUCAUGAGGACUUACAACUAUGAGAAGCUGCUCUGGACCACUAGCCGUGUGCUCAAAGUGCUCUCUGUCUGUCCUAGUAACAAACCUGCUAUUGUGGAUGCUGGUGGAAUGCAAGCUCUUGGUAAGCAUCUGAACGGCUCUAGUCAACGUCUGAAUCAAAACUGCCUGUGGACCUUGAGAAACUUGUCAGACGCUGCAACCAAACAGGUCAAUAUCUAACAUCCAACACAUCUUUCACACA